Castor canadensis (American beaver) is the source of this 2312-nucleotide messenger RNA. It is a transcript of the gene Slc45a3, whose product is annotated as solute carrier family 45 member 3. Lineage: Eukaryota; Metazoa; Chordata; Mammalia; Rodentia; Castoridae. Gene Ontology annotation, molecular function: sucrose:proton symporter activity. Gene Ontology annotation, cellular component: membrane. Gene Ontology annotation, biological process: transmembrane transport. The record is from RefSeq and is a predicted model, not a curated record.
AACCUGGAGAUUUAAAAGCCGCCGGCUGGCGCGCGUCGGGGGGAAGCAGGGGGGGGACAAGCUUGCACGCGCCAGCCCCGGGUGACAGCCGCACGCCUCGGCCAGGAUCUAAGUGACGAGAUGUGUCCCCAUCGAGGCACUUCACAGCAACAGGUGUUUAGCCUGGCCUAAGACGUUGGACCUGCAUGAGAGGACUGGCAGAAAUGGGUGUCUGGCUGAAUCCUAGACAGUCAGUGGCAGCAAGGAGGAGAGACUGUGGCUUCUGGAGCAGGGCUGAGACACAGCAACUGUGGAGUUGGUGAGCGGCCUCUGGCAUCCUUCCUGCCUGGCCAACCAUGGUCCAGAGGCUGUGGGUAAGCCGCCUGCUUCGGCAUCGGAAAGCUCAGCUCCUGUUGGUCAACCUGCUGACCUUCGGCCUAGAGGUGUGUCUGGCUGCAGGGAUCACCUAUGUGCCACCCCUUCUGCUGGAAGUGGGGGUAGAGGAGAAGUUCAUGACUAUGGUGCUAGGCAUUGGGCCGGUGCUGGGCUUGAUAUCUGUUCCACUCCUAGGCUCAGCCAGUGACCAGUGGCGUGGGCGCUAUGGCCGCCGGAGGCCCUUCAUCUGGGCCCUGUCCCUGGGAGUCCUGCUAAGCCUCUUUCUCAUCCCGCGGGCUGGCUGGCUGGCAGGGCUGCUGUGCCCAAAUGCCAGGCCCCUAGAGCUGGCGCUGCUGAUCCUGGGCGUGGGGCUACUGGACUUCUGUGGCCAGGUGUGUUUCACUCCACUGGAGGCCCUGCUCUCAGACCUCUUCAGGGACCCAGACCACUGCCGCCAGGCUUUCUCUGUCUACGCCUUCAUGAUCAGCCUCGGGGGCUGCCUGGGCUACCUCCUCCCCGCCAUUGACUGGGAUGCCAGCGCCCUGGCCCCCUACCUGGGCACCCAGGAGGAGUGCCUCUUCGGUCUGCUCACACUCAUCUUCCUCACCUGCAUGGUGGCCACUCUGUUUGUGGUUGAGGAGGCAGUGUUGGGCCCACCUGAGCCAGUGGAAGGGCUGUCGGCCACCUCUGUGUCACACCCCUGCUGCCCAUGCCGUGCCCGCCUGGCUUUCCGAAACCUGGGCACCCUGUUUCCCCGGCUGCACCAGCUGUGCUGCCGCAUGCCUCAUGCCCUACGCCGACUCUUUGUGGCUGAGCUGUGCAGCUGGAUGGCACUCAUGACCUUCACGCUGUUUUACACGGACUUUGUGGGCGAGGGGCUGUACCAGGGAGUGCCAAGAGCUGAGCCAGGCACUGACGCACGAAGACACUAUGAUGAAGGCAUUCGCAUGGGCAGUCUGGGGCUCUUCCUGCAGUGCACCAUCUCCUUGCUCUUCUCUCUGGUCAUGGACCGGCUGGUGCAACGGUUCGGCACCCGGGCCAUCUAUCUGGCCAGUGUGGUGACUUUCCCAGUGGCCGCUGGUGCCACAUGCCUGUCUCGCAGUGUGGCCGUGGUGACGAUCUCAGCUGCCCUCACUGGAUUCACCUUCUCAGCCUUGCAGAUCCUGCCCUACACACUGGCUUCCCUCUACCAUCGCGAGAAACAGGUGUUCCUGCCCAAAUAUCGAGGGGACGCUGCAGGUGGUGGCAAUGAGGACAGCCUGACAACCAGCUUCCUGCCAGGCCCUAAGCCAGGAGUUCCAUUCCCCAAUGGACACAUGGGUGCUGGAGGCAGUGGCCUGCUGCCAGCUCCACCUGCGCUCUGUGGAGCCUCUGCCUGUGAGGUCUCCAUGCGAGUGGUAGUGGGUGAGCCAACUGAGGCCAGGGUCGUUCCUGGCCGGGGCAUCUGCCUGGACCUCGCCAUCCUGGACAGUGCCUUCCUCCUGUCCCAAGUGGCCCCAUCCCUGUUUAUGGGGUCCAUUGUCCAGCUCAGCCAAUCUGUUACUGCCUACAUGGUGUCAGCUGCAGGCUUGGGUCUAGUUGCCAUUUACUUUGCUACACAGGUAGUAUUUGACAAGGGUGACUUGGCCAAAUACUCAGUGUAGAAUGCUUCUGACACACUGACUGAGGGGCCUGCCUCCCUGGUUCUCAGCCCCUAUAGGGUUGCCAGGCGGGCUUUCAGUUUCUGUUGCUGCCAAGUGAUGUGGCUCUCUGCUGCCACCUCGUGGCAGUGAGGUGCAUAGCUGCACAGAUAGGCGACUGGGGCUUCUCUCCCAGAUUUCCAGUCUCUAUGGCUGACUGACUGGCAACUUCCCAAGUGUGUUUCAUUCUGGACUUCUGCAGGGAGGCCAGAAGGCAGGGCAUUUGAUUAUCUCCAUGCACUGGAUUGCAGGACUCUGCAGGUGGAUUACCUAGACUCA